UUUUCAAGAUAACAUGUUGGGAGGCUCAAUACCACAUGCUAUAUGUGAUCUAUUCAGCCUCAAUACUUUAGUUAUGAGCAAGAAUCAAUUUUCAGGCCCAAUUCCUAAAUGUUUGGGAAAUGUCUCUUCUUUAAGAAAUCUUUAUCUAGAAUCCAACAUGUUGAAUUCAAGCAUACCUUCAAGCUUAUGGGGUCUAAAAGAUUUGAACUCUCUAGACUUGUCCUCAAAUUCAUUAAAUGGGUCACUACCUCUAGAGAUGAGUAGCUUAGGAGAAGCGAUCUAUAUAAAUGUAGCAAUGAAUAAGUUAUCAGGGUCAAUUCCCAGCACUAUUGGGAAGUUGCAGAAUUUGGUUAAUCUGUCUUUGGCAAAUAAUAGACUAGAAGGUUAUAUGCCUGUGUCUAUGGGAAGCAUGAUCAGUUUGGCAAAUCUCGACUUGUCGUACAACAACCUCUCUGGUUCAAUUCCAAAGUCUUUAGAAGCACUUCAACACCUCGACUACUUUAAUGUCUCUUUCAAUAGUUUAAGUGGAGAAAUUCCUAAUGGAGGUUCUUUUAGAAACUUCACUAUGGAUUGUUUUAAGGGUAAUGAGGCAUUGUGUGGAAUUCCCAAGUUCCAUGUCCAAAUUUGCUCUUCAAUUUCUAAUCACAUAUCAAAGAGAAAGAAGGUGGAACGAGCUUCAUUUAUUGUUUUCGGGGUUGUGGCUUUCAUUUCAGUUGUUUCUUUGGCCUUUAUAAUUGUCAGAAAUAAAAGGAAAGAUAAGACGACUAGAGAGGUUGAUGAGUUGAUAUUCAUUGUGCCGGAAAGAAUCUCUUAUUAUGAACUACUGCAAGCAACGGAAAGAUUCGAUGAAAGCAAUUUACUUGGCACUGGGAGUUCUUGCUCUGUUUAUAAAGGAAUUCUUAACAAUGGGAAGGAUAUCGCUGUCAAGGUGUUUAAUAUGCAUCUAGAAGGUAUUUCAAGAAUAUUCGAUGUCGAAUGUGAAAUACUACGUAGCAUUCGACACAGGAAUCUGACAAGCGUCAUAAGCAGUUGCUCCAAUGAAGAGUUCAAGGCAUUAGUACUUGAAUAUAUGCCAAAGGGAAACCUUGAAAAAUGGUUAUAUUCCCACAACUAUUGCUUGAAUAUGAUGGAAAGAUUGAAUAUAAUGAUUGAUGUUGCAUCUGCUUUGGAGUAUCUUCAUCACGGUUAUUCAAUGCCCAUUGUCCACAGCGACUUGAAGCCUAGUAAUGUGUUGUUAGAUGAAGACAUGGUUGCCCAUGUAAGUGACUUUGGGAUAGCAAAGUUGUUAUGCGAUGGAGAUAGCUUUGUGUUAACCAACUCGCUAGCAACAUUGGGUUACAUCGCUCCAGCUACGGGGUGA
This is a messenger RNA of Salvia miltiorrhiza (redroot sage), 1360 nucleotides long. Its product is annotated as receptor kinase-like protein Xa21. Lineage: Eukaryota; Viridiplantae; Streptophyta; Magnoliopsida; Lamiales; Lamiaceae. The transcript has 2 exons. The record is from RefSeq and is a predicted model, not a curated record. Gene Ontology annotation, molecular function: ATP binding; protein kinase activity; protein binding. The coding region runs from base 14 to 1360 and encodes 448 amino acids. Gene Ontology annotation, biological process: protein phosphorylation.